UUCGGGAGCCUUUGGCGCGAGCGCCAUGGCCGAGAGCGGCGCUCGGGGCCGGGACGCUAUGAGUGAGUCUGGAAGUUUGGCAGCAUCACGUUCUAGACGUGAGAGGAAGAAUAGAAGAGGCCAGCAAGAAGCACUUGAACGUCUGAAAAAAGCCAAAGCUGGGGAAAAAUUAAAAUAUGAGGUUGAGGAGUUCACGGGUGUUUAUGAUGAAAUAGAUGAGGAUGAAUACUCCAAGAUGGUCAGAGACCGUCAGGAUGAUGACUGGAUUGUUGAUGAUGAUGGGAUGGGUUAUGUAGAAGAUGGAAGGGAAAUCUUUGAUGAAGAUCUGGAUGAUGAUGCUCUUUGUCCCAAUAAGAAAGGAAAAGGUGGCAAAACAUCUGCAAUUGAUAAAAAGAACGUGAAAAAAUCUGUGGUGUCAAAGCCAAACACAAUUAAGUCUAUGUUUAUGGCUAGUGCUGGGAAGAAAAACACAGAUAAAACUGUGGACUUGUCCAAGGAUGAUUUACUUGGGGAUAUUCUUCAAGAUAUUAGUGCUGAAACAGUUCAGCUAAGUCCACCACCAAUUAUAGUGCUGAAAAGGAAAAGAUCUGCUGGAGCACCACUCAAUCCUUUCUCUGUGCAGUCCCAAACUUCUAAGGUAAUCACCCCUGUAUCAAAGAAAUCUCCUGCUAAUGUCAGAAAGGAAACUCUUCCUCCAGCUUCAUUUCAUCCUAAACAUCCCAAUUAUACAGCAAAAUCUGUCAGAGUCUCUGAAAAUGAGGACACCAAGCAUGUGCAAAAACCUACAGAAAAUGAGGGAAUAGUGAAGGCAUUAGGAGAGAAAGCUACUAAAGUUCUACCUGCAGCACUUCCAGAUGACGAUCAGGGAAUGAUGCAUUUUGAUGAGGAGGACUUUGAUGAACCUAUGGAAGCAGAGCAUGUGGAAACUAUACCUGAGACAGCUGAAAGCUUGCAAAGAAACAAUGACAUUGAGAAGAAAGAGACAGAGCAGCUGGAAUCAGAGAAGAAGGAGACAUCUGUCUUAAGUUGUUCUCUCCCAGGUCUCUCGUGUUGGGACCAAAUUGAUGAGGAUGAAGUUGAUCUAUUAGCAGCAGAAGUUCAGCUGGACCCCAAUCUCCUUCCACUUGUGAAUGGGGAAAGUGGUGAUCAAGUCUUAAGAUUUUAUUGGCUGGAUGCUUAUGAAGAUCAGUUCAGUCAGCCAGGUGUGGUAUUUUUGUUUGGCAAAGUUUGGAUUGAAUCUGCAACCACCUAUGUCAGCUGUUGUGUGACAGUGAAAAAUAUUGAGAGAACUGUUUAUCUGCUGCCACGUGAAACAGAAAUUGACCUGUCUACUGGUAAAGAGACGGAGACUCCAGUGACUAUAAUGAGUGUUUUCAAGGAAUUUAAUGACAGCAUUUCACCAAAGUACAAGAUCAUGAAGUUCAAAUCCAAGAAAGUGGAAAAAUACUAUGCCUUUGAGAUUCCGGAUGUACCAGCAAAAUCUGAAUACCUAGAAGUUAAAUAUUCAGCUGAAUGCCCUCGGCUUCCCCAAGAUCUGAAGGGACAAACAUUCUCUCAUGUUUUUGGAACCAACACCUCUAGUCUGGAACUUCUCUUGAUGAAUCAGAAGAUCAAAGGACCUUGCUGGCUGGAAAUAAAAAAUCCACAGCCUUCAAAUCAGCCAGUUAGCUGGUGUAAAGUGGAGGCUGUGGCCAUGAAGCCUGCCUUGGUGAAUGUGGUUAAAGAUCUUUGUCCUCCUCCUCCUCUGGUGGUCAUGUCCUUCAGCAUGAAGACCAUUCAGAACCCAAAGACUCACCAGAAUGAGGUCGUGGCACUUGCAGCUCUGGUUCAUCAGAAAUUUCCUUUGGAUAAGGCUCCACCUCAGCCUCCUUUUCAAACACACUUCUGUGCUGUUUCCAAACCAAGUGAUUGCAUUUUUCCUUAUGACUUCAAAGAAGCCAUUAAAAAGAAGAAUGCUAAAAUAGAAAUUGCUGCAACAGAGAGAACACUGCUGGGAUUUUUCCUUGCGAAGAUUCACAAAAUUGACCCAGAUGUUGUUGUGGGUCAUAAUAUUUAUGGAUUUGAUCUGGAAGUGCUGCUUCAAAGAAUUAAUUUGUGCAAAGUCCCUCACUGGUCCAAAAUAGGUCGACUGAGGAGGUCUAACAUGCCAAAGCUUGGGGGCCGAGGAGGGUUUGCUGAAAGGAAUGCUGCCUGUGGUCGAAUGAUCUGUGAUGUAGAAAUUUCUGCUAAAGAACUGAUUCGUUGCAAAAGUUACCAUUUGUCUGAACUGGUCCAUCAGAUUUUGAAAACAGAGAAGGUAACAAUUCUUCCAGAGGAAAUUCGGAAUAUGUACAGUGAUUCUCCUCGCCUGCUGUUCAUGCUGGAAAACACCUGGACAGAUGCCAAGUUCAUUCUCCAGAUCAUGUGUGAGCUGAAUGUUCUGCCACUGGCUCUUCAGAUAACAAACAUCUCUGGCAAUGUCAUGUCGAGGACAAUGAUGGGAGGACGAUCUGAACGUAACGAGUUCCUGCUGCUUCAUGCCUUUCAUGAGAAGGAUUACAUAGUGCCAGACAAACAAGUUUUCAAAAAGCCUCCACAGAAGCUGGUGGAUGAAGAUGAAGAUUUUGAAGAUCAGAAUAAAUCAAAGAUAGGGAAAAAGAAAGCAGCAUAUGCAGGGGGCUUAGUCUUGGAUCCCAAAGUCGGUUUUUAUGACAAGUUUAUUUUGCUUCUCGACUUCAACAGCUUGUACCCAUCGAUUAUUCAGGAGUUCAACAUCUGCUUUACCACAGUGCAGCGACUGUCAUCAGAAGCACAGAAAAGGGCAGAGGUCGAAGAAGAGGAAGAAAUUCCAGAGCUGCCAGACCCAUCUCUGGAAAUGGGAAUUUUGCCUAAAGAAAUCAGGAAACUGGUGGAGAGAAGACGCCAAGUUAAGCAGUUAAUGAAACAGCCAGAUUUAAAUCCUGACCUCUAUUUACAGUAUGAUAUCAGACAGAAAGCCUUGAAACUCACUGCUAACAGCAUGUAUGGCUGCCUGGGAUUUUCCUACAGCAGAUUCUAUGCCAAGCCUUUGGCUGCUUUGGUGACACAUAAAGGGAGAGAGAUUUUGAUGCAUACCAAGGAGAUGGUGCAGAAGAUGAACCUUGAAGUGAUUUACGGAGACACAGAUUCCAUUAUGAUAAACACUAAUAGCACCAAUUUGGAUGAGGUCUUCAAGCUGGGAAAUAAGAUCAAAAGUGAAGUGAACAAGCUGUACAAAUUGUUGGAAAUUGAUAUUGAUGGAAUUUUUAAGUCCUUACUAUUGUUAAAGAAGAAGAAAUACGCUGCUCUGACUGUGGAACCAACAGGAGAUGGGAAAUAUGUAACUAAACAAGAACUAAAAGGGCUGGAUAUCGUCCGGAGAGACUGGUGUGAUCUUGCUAAAGAGACUGGAAACUAUGUAAUUGGUCAGAUUCUUUCUGAUCAGCCUCGAGACAUAAUUGUGGAAAAUAUUCAAAGGCGACUUGUAGAAAUUGGAGAAAAUGUGGUCAGUGGUCAGAUCCCAGCAAAUCAGUUUGAAAUAAACAAGGCAUUGACAAAAGAUCCCCAGGAUUAUCCUGACAAAAAAACCUUGCCACAUGUGCAUGUUGCCAUGUGGAUAAACUCUCAUGGAGGCCGAAAGGUGAAGGCAGGAGACACAGUGUCAUAUAUCAUUUGUCAGGAUGGAUCAGAUCUCAGUGCCAGCCAGCGAGCAUAUGCUCCAGAACAGUUAAAAAAGCAAGAAAAUCUUAAAAUUGAUACUCAGUACUACCUGUCACAGCAAAUACAUCCAGUAGUUGCUAGAAUAUGUGAGCCCAUAGAGGGAAUUGAUUCUGUUCUUAUUGCAACAUGGUUAGGACUGGAUCCCUCCCAAUUCAGAGUCCAUCACCAUUACCAUAAAGAUGAGAAUGAUGCCUUGGUUGGUGGCCCAGCUCAGCUCACUGAUGAGGAGAAAUAUAGGGAUUGUGAAAGAUUCAAGUUUUGCUGCCUCAAAUGUGGAACAGAAAAUAUUUAUGACAAUGUCUUUGAUGGUUCGGGGCGAUUUAUUGAACCCAGCUUGCAAAGGUGCAGCAAGACAGACUGUGAAGAGCCUCCUUUCAGCUAUGUGGUUCAAAUGGACAACAAGUUACUCUUGGAUAUUAGACGCUACCUUAGAAAGUACUACAGUGGUUGGUUAAUAUGUGAGGAGCCAACUUGCCAGAAUCGAACCCGUCGGCUUCCGCUGAGUUUCUCCCGGACUGGCCCCGUGUGCCAGGCCUGCAGGAAGGCUGUUCUGAGACCAGAGUAUUCUGAUAAGGCCCUGUACACUCAGCUCUGCUUCUACCGAUACAUUUUUGAUGUGGACUAUGCAAUGGAUAAAGUGGUUACUGAGGAAGAAAAAGGUACGUUUAAAACUUUUAAUUAAUUAGUUAUGGUUUAGAAGCAAUUUGCAUGCUAGACACUAGACCUACUGUACUCUUCAAAUCUGAACUAUGAGGCUGUAAUCUAAAACAGAAAAUAGAAGAAAGUAUGGAUUUAAGAAUUCCCUGUAGACGGGAAUGUGCUCAGUCAGAGUUCACCACUUUAAGAAUAUUUUAUAUGUCCCCUUUCUUCUUUUGAAGUGACUUUGUUUUGGAAAAUGUGCUUUUCUUGCAUUUUACACCCUUAAAGAAAUCUCUUUGCUUGAAGGCCAUGUUAACUUCAGUAAGUAGAUAAUUAAAAUACGUAUAUAAUUAAAACUUACAUUCAGCUGUUAGUAUUGAAGAGACACUUUAUCAGGGAGAAAAAUAAGGGCACAAGAAAAGCAGUAAUGCUAAUUGUCUACAAACCUCUCUUAAAUAAAAUACAGAUUAACCUGAUCUUAGGAAGAUUUUUUUCUUUUCUCCCAAUUACCAUACAUUCCUGAACUAAAACUUUUCUAAGCUGUAACGGAUCAAUGGGUUUUGUGCAGCUAGAUGAUUUUCAAGCUUACCAAAGAAUAUUUCUAAGAGUGGGCUAAUGCUUGGAAUUCUGAAAAAAGACAUGUUUGGGUCCCACCACUGAAAUGUGUUGUCCACAGAGAGCACUUGGCUGUGUCCUCUGUGGAUCUGGAGACGCCUAUGAGGAAAAGGUGUUGCUUUUGGUACUGUCUGUGUUCUGAUGGCUGCUCUGCUGUCAAAAUUAUCCCCACCCCUGCCCUGCAUCUGCAAUUAAGUUACUCGGUGGUGAUAAGAGAUUAAAUACAACUCAGUCUUUCUAAAUGUUAUUUUGAUAAGCUAUGUAUGGAAAUGAAAAUAGUGUAACCUUUUACCUAAAAACUGCUCGAACAAGCAAACAGGCUGCUUUUGGCCUGUUGUACUUCCAUUACUUCUUGCAGAGGUUCUCGUUUCCUCUCCUAGUCACUCUAAGUCAGUGAACUCAGCUCUGAUGCUUGCAUUUCACAGUGGCUUUGUACAUCCAAAGAAGUCACAGUGUGCAGUCAUGUUAGUCUAAUAAAUCUCCUGGAGGUGCACUGAAGGAAUAUUGUGGAGUGGAUGCUACUGGUGGCUGAAACCAAUCUGUGUGUAGAUCUCUCACUUAGCAUAAGGGCAUAAGAGUAGAAAACACUUAAUGGGUGAUCACAUCCAAUCCCCUGCUGCAGUAUUGCACUGCAUUUUUCAGGACUCCAAGUUUCUGGAACUUCAUUUGGCAACCUAUGUGGUUUGGCAACCAGGUGGUUCUCCUGCUGCUGAUCCAAAAUGUGUUUCAGCCUAUCGAUCUGUGAUGACUAAAAAUUCACUAUAAUUUUCAUGUUCUAACUUGUUUGUGGCUAUUUUAUGGCUAUUCACUAAAUGUGUAUUUGUUUUACUUCCCUGAUGUUCUCUGCUGUGCUUUUGGAAACAGUGAUGACAUCUCUGUUUUGUAGCUAAGGCAAAGAUACUUCUAGCUUUCUUUAAGAAGAAUUGGUCUCUGCUGUAUGAUUCUUCCUCUUAGGACCUUUGUGUGCAAUCUUUCCUAGCUUGAAUUAAUCUUUGGAGUAUGAAAAACUAGAAAUGAUGUGGUAUUUUAGAUAAUAUCUCUCCAGUGUCUUUACACGGGGUCUGUGUAUUUACUGUAAUUAGAUCUUCUGGUGCUUUCUUGAGCCACCUACAUCUUGUUCAUAGCUGUUCAUAUCAUUAACUUGUAGUGAAGUAAUGAUAGAAGUCCUGAGGCUUGAGAGGGUUUCUUUUCCUCUUGUCAUUUCAGAAUCAUGGGUUUAUUAAUAUCUCAGGUUCAUGCCAUUUGUUUCACUUAAUUUUCCUGGUUUCAUUAAUUUUUGACUGCUUAAUCUCAUUUGUAAUAGUAGACUUCAAGGUUAAUAAAUUCUCUCUGAAAAAUA
Molecule: messenger RNA, 6310 nt
Organism: Sturnus vulgaris (Common starling)
Lineage: Eukaryota; Metazoa; Chordata; Aves; Passeriformes; Sturnidae
Source: RefSeq, a predicted model, not a curated record